Molecule: messenger RNA, 1439 nt
Organism: Wasmannia auropunctata (little fire ant)
Lineage: Eukaryota; Metazoa; Arthropoda; Insecta; Hymenoptera; Formicidae
Gene: Dredd
Product: caspase-8
Exons: 5
Coding region: 243-1403 (386 amino acids)
Biological process (GO): proteolysis
Molecular function (GO): cysteine-type endopeptidase activity
Source: RefSeq, a predicted model, not a curated record
UUUUGCAGAGGCUCUGAAACCAGCUCAAUCUUAGAGCUCUGCUUAGUCUCUCUACAGUCUACUCAAUCUCCGGUUACAGCUAAAUCGCGGCCCGCGGGCAUGGCAGAUGGCUGCUCUUAGGAUCCUCUCUAGUUAUACUCUUAAGUGUUUUGAACCGAAAUGGAUAUGAUUGUGUGGUGCUUGUACCAUAUAUACUGCAGAAAUUCAUAUUUUCAAUGUGUUACAUAAUGGGAACAUAAGUAAUGACAGUUAAUACGAUGUCAUUGUCAGUGGAUGCAAUUGUAUAUAGUGUAAAAACAACUAUAAACAUAAAUAUUUUGAGACAGAUAGAAGAUGAUCUUGAUCUAGAUGAGAAGAUUUCUAUAUUAUUCUUAAUAAUAGACAAUUAUGCCGAUGGGUUUAAUGAUAUUUUUAAACUUUUUCAAAUGAAGACAGAAAAUGUUUACAUAAUUGUAGAUUAUGUAAAAAACCAUCCAGAAAAUUGGGAAGAGAAAAUUUUAGAAGCAUUAUGUAUUUUGAACAAUCGAGAAGUAAUAAAGAAGUUAAAUAUAUCAUUCAGUGAUUUGAAUUUACAGUAUAUUCCAAAGCUCACAUCAUAUUCAAGAAAUAUAAAUGUAAUUGCAAAGUGUUUAUAUAGAUUAUGUGAAUAUUUAAAUGAAAAUGAACAAAAACUAUUAUUAAAUUAUGUUAAAUCUGAAAAUCAUAAUUAUGAAUCAUUACUGGACAAUGUAUAUUAUCUUGAAUUACAUAUGCUUUAUUGGAUGCAAAUUGGAUAUAUAACAAUUACGAAAGGUAAAACGCAUAAUAUAAAAAAGUUAUUAAAACAUUUAAAAGAAUUUAAUAAUGGCCAUUUAAAAAUAAUUUGUAUGGAGUUAGAACAAUUUGAGAAUGUUGUUGAUAAUUGUGGAACUUUUGGAACAAGUAAUGAAAAUUACUUAAAGUCAACUUCUUCAGCAGAAUCAUCCCUUAUUAAAGAGCAUCACUACAGAAAAAAAAUACAAUCCAUUAACAGUGGACUGUGUAUUAUUAUAAAUCAGAUGUAUUUUGAAAAAGAGUAUGAAACACGAUUUGGAACAAAUGCUGAUUGUAUUAGUCUAUCUGAAACAUUUGAAUCCUUUGGGUUUAGAAUUGAGAUACUUCAAAAUUUGAAGAAAAACACAAUGUUAGAGAAAAUAAAAAACAUUUCGAGAGACUAUGGUAAAACAUAUGAUUGUUUAUUUCUCUGUAUUUUGAGUCACGGAUAUAAAGGAGGUGUAAUUGCAUCAGAUGAGAAAGAAGUUUCUCUGGAAACAAUUGAAAGGGCUCUUUGUUGUAGCGAAUUGAAAGAUGUUAUAAAAAUUGUUAUUAUUCAAGCUUGUCAAGGAAAGACACGUGGUAAUGAAAGAAAGUUAUACAAAAGUUAAACUUAUAAUUUUAAUAUACAUUUGAAAAAAAUUGAA